CACAGCAAACAUAGCAACGUUUUCUUAAAGUUUAACAAUUAAAUAUUUCUCAUUGAAAAAUGCAAUUCAAAUUCAUUGUUUUUGUGACCGUUUUGGCAUUUGCCUCGGCCGGUGUUUUGCCGGAGAAUUUCGAGCAAAAUGAUCCACAUCCCAAUUAUGAAUUCUCCUACAGUGUUGAUGACCAAGAAUCGGGCGAUGUUAAAUCGCAACAGGAAAAUCGUGAUGGUGAAAAUGUCCAAGGCCAGUAUACCAUAAAUGAUGCCGAUGGUUACAAACGUAUUGUGGAUUAUUCGGUUAGUGGAGAAAGUGGUUUCAGAGCCAUGGUGCGUCGUGAGCGUUUGGAUGAUAAUGUAGAACACGUCACAAAACAAGCAUCCGCAAAGCCUUUACCCGUCAAGGAAAAUCUCAUCAAACCAGUGGUCCCAGCAAAACCUUUGGUUAAGAAACCCGUGGUGCAAGCCCCUGCCUAUUUACGCACCACCGUUGUCCAUCAACCCGCACUAUAUCAUGCUCCAGCACCCGUUGUCCACUUGGCACCAUCAACACAUCAUCAUCACAUAGUCCAUGCUGCUCCAGCUACCACCACUGUUCUUAAAUCUUCGCCCACCGUUAUUACAACACACCAUCAUAGCCCAGCUGUAGUCCAUCAUCACACUCCUGCCGUUGUUCGCGCUGCUGUGGUCCAUCAUGCCCCUACCUCUGCCACUCUGGUCCAUCAUCAUGCUCCUGCCGUUGCAACACCACAUCAUGUUUCGUAUGUUCAUUACCAUUAAAUAAAUGAUUUGCUUUUUUGUG
Molecule: messenger RNA, 795 nt
Organism: Musca domestica (house fly)
Lineage: Eukaryota; Metazoa; Arthropoda; Insecta; Diptera; Muscidae
Product: pupal cuticle protein Edg-84A-like
Exons: 1
Coding region: 60-773 (237 amino acids)
Cellular component (GO): extracellular matrix
Source: RefSeq, a predicted model, not a curated record